Molecule: messenger RNA, 2079 nt
Organism: Oreochromis aureus
Lineage: Eukaryota; Metazoa; Chordata; Actinopteri; Cichliformes; Cichlidae
Product: bactericidal permeability-increasing protein-like
Exons: 15
Coding region: 39-1457 (472 amino acids)
Molecular function (GO): lipid binding
Source: RefSeq, a predicted model, not a curated record
UCCUUGGUCUUCUUAUUCUUCAUGGCUCAGCUCUGAAGAUGUUCCUGUGCUGUUGGCUGGUUCUGGGGGCUCUCAUCCCCGCAACCUUAAGCAUCGAUCCUGGAGUAAAGGUCAGGUUGACAGAAAAAGGCAUUGAAUAUGGCAGGCAACUGGGCAUGGCUGCCAUGCAGCAGAAACUCAAUUCUAUCCAAGUUCCAGACUUUUCAGGGAAAGAGAGGGUGUCUCCGAUUGGAAAAGUCCGGUACAAUUUGUCAAAUAUACGUGUAUUGAAGGUGGGAAUACCAAAGUCUUCAGUGGAUCUGGUGCCAGGGACUGGAGUCAAAAUGUCUAUAGGUGAUGCCUUCAUCAGUCUGAAUGGAAGGUGGAAGGUCAAGUACCUGCGAAUAAUAAAGCACAGCGGGUCUUUUGAUUUGAAUGUGAACGGUCUCAAUAUCGCUACAACCAUCUCCAUCAAGACUGAUGAGACAGGCCGACCAGCAGUCAGUAGUGACAGCUGCUCAGCUGCUGUUGGAAGUGCAAAGGUCAAGUUCCAUGGUGGAGGGAGCUGGCUGUACAAUCUCUUCACAAGGUUUAUUGAUAAGGCUCUGCGCAAUGCAAUGCAGAAACAGAUCUGCCCUCGGGCCACCAGUGUAGUAUCUGAUUUAAACCCUCAGCUGAAAACUCUCAAUGUCUUAGCCAAGGUGGACAAGUAUGCAGAGAUUGAAUAUUCCAUGGUAUCAUCACCGACUGUUUUAAAGUCCUCAAUAGAUCUGAACUUGAAGGGGGAAUUUUACAACAUCGGGAAACAUCAGGAGCCUCCGUUCUCACCAGCGGCCUUUAACCUGCCACCCCAGAACAACAACAUGUUGUAUAUCGGCAUGUCUGCCUUUACUGUCAACUCUGCAGCCUUCGUCUACAACAACGCUGGAGUCCUCAGCCUGUCCGUCACUGAUGACAUGAUACCAAAAAGCUCUCCAAUCCGACUCAACACCAAUACAUUUGGAGUCAUUAUCCCAGGGAUUGCUAAGCAGUUCCCAGGUCUGAUGAUGAAGCUGCUGAUGAAGAUGGAGAAAAUCCCCACACUGACCUUUGAGACCAACAACGCAUCAGUCCAGGCCACCACCACAGUGACGGCCUUUGCCAUCCAAACCAACUCUACUCUGUCGCCUCUUUUUGUCCUGAAUUUGGAGGCCAGCGUGAGUGCCCGUAUGUUUGUCAGUGAAAUGAAGUUGGCUGCAGCUGUCACCCUCAACAAAAUGGAUCUGACCCUGGCCAAGAGUAAUGUGGGGGACUUUCAGGUCAGUGCUCUCAAUAGCAUCUUACAAGUGGUCUUCAAAUGGGUGGUGAUACCCACAGUUAAUGUCCAACUUGCUAAGGGAUACCCACUGCCCACAAUUGGAAAGAUGAAGCUUGUGAACACCCAGCUUAAUGUGCUGAAGGACUACAUCCUGAUUGGGACAGAUGUUCAGUUCAGCUGAACUGCACUCCUGAAAACUCCCAGGAGUCUUUUCUGCAUUCUGGCAUUCCUCCAUGAAGACACAAUUACACUCAGAGUACGAUAAUCUGGCAGAAAUUUCCAAGAAAAAGCUAAAUAAGUAUUACUUCUGACAGCAGUCAGAAUAUUGUAUGUAUUGGUUCUCCUCUGAAGUUAACCAUUUCUAUAUUUAGUGCGUAUGGACUUUUUCAAUAUGAGUGAAAUGAGUUGCCAAGGACGUCAUCACACAUGGUUUCAUGGGCUACAUGAAGCUACAUGACAUUAACGUUAGCAGCCAAGACACAGUUGCCCAGCUAGCUGUAACCAAGCUAGCUGCAUAAUUUUGGCAUGGGUCAUUUGUAACAAUAUUUUGGCAAAAGAAAGCUAAGCUACUACUUCAGCCCUGCAGUCUGAGUUAACCUUUUUCUCUCAAGACUACAUUUUGACAUAUAAGUCAGCUUAGAAUUUACCUUAGUUGGGAUUAGAAUUGGACUGUAGAAUUUACCUUAGUGUGUCGUCCAGCUAAUGUUAGCUAACACUUGCUUCCCUGUUUGCUUUUUGUAAGUUACCUUACAGCAUGUUCAGACAUUGGCAAUUUAGAGUGCUUAAUAAAUGACAAAGUCACA